Messenger RNA from Neurospora crassa OR74A, 4543 nucleotides. RefSeq lists its product as hypothetical. Lineage: Eukaryota; Fungi; Ascomycota; Sordariomycetes; Sordariales; Sordariaceae. Gene Ontology annotation, cellular component: endoplasmic reticulum membrane. Bases 934 to 4080 code for a protein of 1048 amino acids. Gene Ontology annotation, biological process: oligosaccharide metabolic process; protein N-linked glycosylation. The transcript is spliced from 8 exons. The record is from RefSeq and is a predicted model, not a curated record. Gene Ontology annotation, molecular function: Glc3Man9GlcNAc2 oligosaccharide glucosidase activity.
CGGCAGUAGCUACAUAGUGUACAGUGGAGGAGUGCCUACCUAGCAAGAGCUACACGCCGAUGCAGUACCGGUGGUGGCAUCCCAGUACAUCAUCAUCAUCGACCUUCAUCCCGUCUGGCUGCGCAUCAACAGUAAGUAGGUCCAGCCGACGUGGCCCUGAUACCUACCGGGUCCUAUUUACACGCCCGUCUGGCAUGACCCAAGUGCAAGUCGUGCUUCUCGUACUAAGUCUAGGUAGCAUUGCCGCCGUGCAUGUCGAUAGUGGCAGAUACGUUGUGCCCGCAGCGCAGAAAUACCUGUUUCUCCAUGACAGCUGUUAGUGCCAGCCUAUGGAACAAGUGGGUAGCUCCAGCGUUAGUGUCCUGUCUACCAUCGCGUUCACACGUUCCCACAAAGGUCCCGCCCCUCCAGGUCGUCACCGAUCCUUUGCCGCUGAACAAGUUGCUCUCUUUUUUCAGGGCUACCUAUCCUAUGGACCCAUCUCUUGUCGGAUUUCUUGAUUUAUUGAUUCUUCCCAGUUUCCCUAGCUCUUUCAAGCCUUUUUAUUCGACUGUGUGUGGUUGCGCCCCUUCUAGAUCCCGGGUCCCCGCUUGAGGGAUCGACUGCGACUCAAAGCUCCCCUCCCCUCCAAGACACUCGCCAUCUGUACGCGCGCACCAACAAAAAGGACAAGAGGCCCAGAACCUCGUGUGUGUGCUGUACACGCCCUGUCGAUCAGUUACUUUCAACGUUCCCCUUUUCUUCCCAAUCGUUUUCUUCCUCCCGGACUGCCGCCUGAGGUGGUUUCCGUUGCUGCCCAAGAACACUCGCUUCCCGACAAGUCUUCCCCCCUUGAUAUACCUCUUGCGAGAGCUUCCGCGCACUCGAUAAUUGCUGUGAACGUCUCGCCUCUGAACUUCUGACAGCAACACUGGACAAGACGAGGUCGACAACAUGCCCGUUUUCGAUAACCAUGAAUACCUCACAGAGGAGGAAAAGAGGCUGAAGGAGGAUCGAAACCGGACCAAGUACUGGAAGAAAUGGGGUCCCUAUGUGGCCGAAAGACAAUGGGCGACUGUCCGAGAGGAUUACAGCGCCGACGGUGAUGCGUGGAGUCACUUCCCGCACGAACACGCCCGAUCUCGAACAUACAGAUGGGGAGAAGACGGUAUUGCCGGCGUUUGUGACACACAUGGCCUCCAGAACAUUGCCUUCUCUUUCUGGAACGAGAAGGAUGCCUUCCUCAAGGAACGCCUCUUUGGCUUGUCCAACCCACAGGGUAAUCAUGGAGAAAGUAUCAAGGAGGCCCACUUCCAUGUGGACAACACACCUACGCACUCGUACAUGAAAUAUCUUUACAAGUAUCCGCAAGCAGAGUUCCCCUAUGAGGACCUGAUCAAGGAAAACGCUCGACGAGGAAGGACGGACAAGGAAUACCAGAUUCUCGACACCGGUGUCUUCGAAGACAACCGUUACUGGGAUAUCUUCAUUGAGACCGCCAAGGAAGAUGACGAUCCGGAUGAGCUCCUGUUCCGUGUUACUGCCUGGAACAGGGGUCCGGACCCGGCUCCUCUACACAUCAUCCCUCAGAUGUGGUUCCGCAACACCUGGGCUUGGGGCCGUGAGCCGGAAAGCAACAAGCCCUCGCUCCAGGCCGUUGGGGAUAAUCUGGUCAAGUCUCAGCACCACCAGCUGGGAGAACGCUAUCUCCUGCUCUCUCCCUCGCCCGGUGUCGGUCCCAGCGGCGAAGAUGUACACCCAAAGCUCAUCUUCACCGAGAACGAUACGAAUACCGAGCUUCUCUACAAGGUCCCGAACAAACAGCCCUUCGUCAAGGAUGGCUUCCACAGAUACAUCGUCGACGGCGAGAAGGAGGCCGUCAACCCUGCUCAGACCGGUACUAAGAGCGCAGCGUGGUUCACCUUCAACGAGGCUGGUGGUGUGGCCCCGGGCGAGUGUGCAGUUGUUCGUUUCCGUUUCUCCAAGAAGAAUACCGAUUACCUCGACGAAGAAGAGUUCGAUGACCUCAUGGACAAGAAGAAGGAGGAGGCCGACGAUUUCUACUACCGCAUCAGUCCCUUGCCGAUGGCCGACGACCUUCGGAACAUCCAGCGCCAGGCCUUCGCGGGCAUGAUGUGGUGCAAGCAGCAUUACCUCUUUAUCUGGGAUGAGUGGGCCAAUGGCGACCCUGCUCAACCACCUCCGCCUCCUGAACGAAAGAAUAUCCGCAACCAGACCUGGAAACAUCUGCACUGCGACGAUAUUCUCUCGAUGCCAGACUCAUGGGAGUAUCCCUUCUUCGCUGCUUGGGACACCAGUUUCCACUGUAUCACCCUGGCCAUGAUUGAUCCCGAGUUUGCCAAGAAACAAUUGGAUCUCUUCACCAGGGAGUGGUACUGCCACCCCAACGGACAACUUCCUGCAUAUGAAUGGAACUUCAGUGAUGUCAACCCACCCGUACAUGCCUGGGCGACAUUCCGUGUGUUCAAGAUCGAACGCAAGCUGUACGGAAGGCAGGAUCUGGACUUCCUUGAAAGAGUCUUCCAGAAACUACUCAUCAACUUCACCUGGUGGGUAAACAGGAAAGACGUCGAAGGCAAGAAUGUAUUCGAGGGUGGUUUCCUGGGUCUCGACAACAUCGGCUUGUUCAACCGGUCUGAGCCCCUGCCCACUGGCGGCACCCUUGAGCAAGCAGACAGCACAGGCUGGAUGGCCUUCUACUGCCUCAACAUGCUCAAUAUGGCCCUCGAGUUGGCCAAGCACAGGCGCAUCUACGAGGAUAUUGCCAGCAAGUUUUUCGAGCACUUCAUUCUUAUCAGCGAUGCCAUGACCUUCCGCAUGGGUCAGAAGGAUGAAAAGUCGCUUUGGAAUGACGAAGAUGGCUUCUACUAUGAUGCCAUCUCUUGGGGUGGUCCCUGGAUUCAGCAACUGCCUGUUCGCUCACUUGUCGGAUUGAUCCCCCUUUACGCCACCUUGACGCUGGAGCCUGAGCUUAUCAACAAGCUUCCGUCCUUCAAGAAGCGCGUCGAGUGGUUCAUGCAAAACCGUGAGGAUGUCGCAGAGCGAACCAUGUUCAGCAUCCGUAAGCGUGGUAAAGGCAACAGAAUUCUGUUGUCUCUUGUCAAUGAGGAACGCUUGACCAAGAUUCUUCAGCGAAUGCUCGACGAAGACGAGUUCCUCAGUGAACAUGGUAUUCGGUCCUUGAGCAAGUACCACAAAGAGCACCCCUUCUCGAUGGACGUUAAUGGUCAGACAUUCAAAGUCGGCUACGUCCCGGGCGACUCGGACACUGGUCUCUUUGGAGGCAACAGUAACUGGCGUGGACCUAUCUGGCUCUGCGUCAACUUCUUGCUCGUUGAAUCGCUGCAAAGAUUCUACCUUUUCUUCGGACAGAGUCUGCAGGUCGAAUGCCCCGUUGGAUCAGGUGAAUACAUGCAUCUCGGUCAUGUGGCCGAGGAGAUCCAGCACCGCCUGCAGCAUCUCUUUGCCCGCGACGAUAAUGGUCGCCGCAGCAUCAAUGGUGGCAAUGAUGUGCUUGACUACGACGAGAACUGGCGUGAUUACCUUUGGUUCUACGAGUUCUUCGAUGGAGAUAGCGGACGUGGACUGGGCGCCACGCAUCAGUGCGGUUGGACUGGUUUGAUUGCCAAGAUGAUCCACGACACUGGCGUCUCCUGCCGUCUCCCACACACUCCCCGCACACCACGUAUCGGUAUGGCGCACUACUUCGACGAUAUCUUCCACCGCCACGCUGGUGGAACGCAAACACCCAAGACACCCCGCUCUCCCCAUCACCUGCGCCGCAACUCAACUACUCGCUCUAUUUCCGCCCGCAGCGACUUUGAAUUCAAUGGCUUGGAUGAUGACAAGGAACUCACCGACGACGAAGCCACCUCGCCAGUGGAUCGCCGCCGGUCUGUCACCAGCUCUGUGGUGGGACUUUCGAACGGCAGCGCGCGCGAGAGGGAAGAGACCGAUCAGCACCUGCAGAACUAUAUCACUUCUCAGUUGGAGCGAUUGAAGCAGGAGAGGAGUGAAGGGGAGGCAGAUGGGUAUGUGGUUCCUGGGGGUGAAGAGUUUGAAGCUACUGCGACUCCUUGAAUGGGUUGAAGCAUAGAUGCCACUUGGUGCAUUCGAUCAACAGAUAAAAUGGGAGGGAGGCAAGCUGCGAGUUUCUGGUUAGCUGUUAUAGCCAUAGAUGUUUUGGGUUUGUUUUGGCCCCUGGAGAUAGACCUAGAGUUCUAGAGUCUAUACAGAAUGGGUGGGAGGAAGUUUUGAUUAUGAAAUUUGUGACGUUUUAUAUCUACAUUGUGCUUGUGAUGGUGCUCAAUAUGUUGAGAUGAGUGGUUAUGGCUCCUGCGUUUGAAUCAAAGACAUCUCUACGUCAAUUCAUCAUAUAUUCAUGGUUGCAUCACGUUUUUAUUCCUCUCUAUCUCUAUCUGGUUACCACAAAUACCCGUGACGAUGGCGGGUGUCACGCAUGGCAUUUCCCAGGCUCUUGAGGUGUGUUUCAAUUCUGCUAUUAUAGAAGGAAGGGGCAAUCACUCCUGCCCAUGGGGUUUAC